Colletotrichum orchidophilum is the source of this 591-nucleotide messenger RNA. RefSeq lists its product as uncharacterized. The record is from RefSeq and is a predicted model, not a curated record. The coding region runs from base 1 to 591 and encodes 196 amino acids. The transcript has a single exon. NCBI's taxonomy places the organism in Eukaryota, Fungi, Ascomycota, Sordariomycetes, Glomerellales, Glomerellaceae.
AUGGAAGUACCUCAGCUUGCAACAAACGGCAGACCCGACAACCUCACCGCACGGCUCGUCGCGAUCAUCAUCCACGAGAUGACAGCAUGCAACUCGCGUUGGCGCGACUAUGGCGCCUCCAGGGAUGCGCAGCUUCAGCAACUUCACGAAGACUGCCGACAAUUCAAGGCUCACAUCGAAACGCAGCGUCAUACCAUCAACGCGCAGGCCGAGCGCAUCAGCCGCCUGGAGUUCGAAAUGUCGCCUAUGGAACUGUCAUGCAAUACCGCGUCGCCAGCAGCGUUUUCAAUGUCGCUCCAGGGCUCCAGACGGAAGAUUCCCGAUCCUGUCGUAGAUCUGCACUCAAGCUUUACGGGCGGCACGUUCGAGAAUGCCUUGGAGAAGACGUACGGUCUAUCACCCGAUGACGAGGAUGUGGACCUAGAAGGUGACGCUUUUGGUCCGCUGAUGGCGUUGGCGAUGACGGCGGUAGAGGACGCAACUGAACAGCGUGCUGAAGCAGAGGAGGUGAUGCUGACCGAGAGCCCCAAUUCUAUGAAGAGGUGUAUGGAAGAGGCUGAUGUUGUUUCGAAGCGAGUCUGCUGUAUGUGA